AUCGAUAACAUAAAUACUUGCAAUGUUUAGCGCUGUCAUAGUCUAAAGAUCACACAAUGCAGACCACCAUUAGAGGACAUCGCAGUGUAUUUAUUUUAGGCCUAACCGUAAAAGUAUUGGAAUUUACCCCAUGGUUCAAGUUAAAGUAUCAGCACCCGGUUAUGAUGGAGAAUGAAAACAAGGUUUUAUAAGAUUUAUUGAGUCGUUUUACAGAUCUUUUACUGAAGAAUACCGUAGCAGAUAGCAUGGAGCAUGGCAAGAAAUCGAAUAGAAUAGUCAGACCACUCACCGCACCUGUUAUCAGGACAAGCUCAAGGCAGAAUGGUCCACCGUCAAGCAAAUCAAGCCACCAGACGACGAGAGUAAGACCUGCGACUGCUAAAGCGUCUAUACAGUUACCGCCUCGUUCCCCCUCCCCCGGCCACAGUCAAUACAUUGAGUCAUUAUUCCAGACAAGUGAUAGAUUGAUACUCGGCAGAUCAGUUAAAACAAACAGAGGAGAGAAAGGGUGGAUAGGAUGUCUUAGAACUCCCCAGUACCACUCUUCUAUUGGUCACUCUCAAACAGAAUCGUCCCGCCAAGAACAGCUCACUUCAGAGACUACCCGACCGGAUAAUAGUGACAGUGACGAUGAGGCAGGCGCCACACCAUACGACACAAAGAAAGUCAUAGAUGAAACUAAUGAAAAAUUGAAGAGAAAUCUUCAUCAGCGUCUCACAGCUCACAAGAACAUCGGUAUAACCAGUGAUGUUAUUUUUCAAAUGCAGCUGAGAAGCAGUUUUUGGACAUCUGAUAUGCUGUAUCAUAAUUGGGGCAGCCAUCUUCUUGAUUUGCGGGAAAGAAAUUGCCAGAGUUCUGGAAACAUCGGGAAUAUUUCAAAAGAGAGUACAGAGGAAGAACCAUUGCCACAAACGAACGAGAGAAGAGCAGCAAUAUGUUUCCACAUGGCACACAACACACCGCUAUCUAUAGGCACACUAGGAUCGCUUUCGUCGGCAAACCACAGAGAAGUCAUAAUUGAUCGGAAGACACGGCGGAGCUCCAACAUCUUACCGGAAAAGUCAGGCGAACCGGAAGUAGAAGACCCGAUAUCAAGGAGAAUUCGAUUACGAGAAACGCUUAAACGGGCUAUACGGAUCAUCAAGAUUGUUUCUUUGAUAGCUUCAUGUAUGCUACGAAGCUCUAAAGACUCGACAACAGAAACAUUUGUCGCCCAGCUUCACUACAUAACCUCUAGGCCAGAAAAUCUACCUUUCAAUAAAAAACGAUUCUUAAAAGAUAACUCAUUGCGAGUACCCAGCUGGCUACCUCAGAUUGCUGACACUUUACCGAAGGACCGAACACCCGAAGCCAUCUACAAACUCUAUGGCGUUAUGAACGAUAUGAAGAGUUUCGAACGCUUUACACCCAAAGUGCGUUUAGAACUCUGCCGAGUGGCCAGGUACAUGAGUUGUGGAAAAGGUCGAGUGAUAGUGCGGCAAGGUCACGUGGGGUUUGGAUUUUACUUUAUAUACUCUGGCUCCGUUUUCGUCCAGUUAGAUAUUGCAGACCAGACUGGGGUCGUGACGUCACAGACAGUAAACAUAAUUGGAAAAGGAGCAUGUUUUGGGGAAUUGGCGCUCUUGGGCGACGGGCGUCGAACAGCAUCUAUUAUAUGUAGAGAAACGACGGAACUGUUUGAAAUCGAAAAAGACACAUUUCUCGAAUCGUGUCCGUACAUCUACGAAGACGAACUCAACGAAAAAAUCGACAUCGCUUCAAAAUUUGAAUUUUUUCGUAAGUGGCCAAAAUCCAGUCUUCAUCGACUUUGUUUUGAGUCUCAGAUCCAGGAGGUUCCUUACGGACGAAUAGUGGAUAGAGACACAGUCGCCACAGACUAUUUGUACUUUGUGCUUAAGGGCAAAUUAGUGAUGUUAAAGGAACUCGACUUGACAAGGUUUAUAAAAAGCAAUAAUCAGCUGUCCUUAAAAAUAUACGCAGGGAAGCAACUGCCAACACCCCGACCACACACCUCCUCCAUUGGCGGAUCAAAAACAUUCCCACAUGCAACCAAACACAAUAAAUGCUACAUCAAGAUUGGAGAUAUACAGGACGGCCAGUCCACGGUACGUAUUCAACUAUAAUAUUAUAUAUAUAUA
Messenger RNA from Anneissia japonica, 2138 nucleotides. RefSeq lists its product as uncharacterized. The transcript is spliced from 10 exons. NCBI's taxonomy places the organism in Eukaryota, Metazoa, Echinodermata, Crinoidea, Comatulida, Comatulidae. Bases 246 to 2123 code for a protein of 625 amino acids. Gene Ontology annotation, molecular function: cAMP binding. The record is from RefSeq and is a predicted model, not a curated record. Gene Ontology annotation, biological process: spermatogenesis.